Messenger RNA from Menidia menidia (Atlantic silverside), 2437 nucleotides. Lineage: Eukaryota; Metazoa; Chordata; Actinopteri; Atheriniformes; Atherinopsidae. The record is from the annotation of a GenBank genome assembly.
UUUGCAUCAUGCUCCUCUCCCCUUUCUCUCCUCUCCCCUCUCCACGUUUUAAACAGAAGAGUAAAAAAGGCUUUCGUCAAAUUUUAAGUGGUGCCAUAUCUCAAAUUUAGUCCAAAUCAAUCUCGUUUCCAAAAUAUCAAUUUUGUCCAAACCUCUCUUGUGACUGUUGUGAUGCAAAACUCCUUUUUUAACGGUUUUAUAUCUGCUAGGAACAAGAGUCACCACACUGUACCUCAACCUUUUAAGAUUCAAGGUUUAAUUGGCAGUCAAAUUGGCCUUCAAUAUUUCAAAGUAAAUGCUUUUCAGCAUCGUGGAGCUCGUCUGAAGCUGAAGCGUUGCCUGGCAGGCGUCGGCAGGGAGGGAUGAGAACGGCGGAGGCAGAGAGAGAGGCGAGAGCAGCGCGCGCUCAGGCAGGACAGGAGGGCGCGCGGGACAUCAGCACACCGGCCGGGUCAAGAAGCAGCAAGGAUGGAGAUUCGACCAGACAGGUUUAAGGUGGCCGCGGCUAGAACUUUGGGGAAAAUUAACAGGCUGAUUGAGAAACGCCAGCCAAAUGGAGAAACCAUUGAGUUAUCAGCAGAGGGCCGCCCUGAGCUGGUGGAGGAGAAGGAGCUGCCAGUGGUGGACUGUACCUGCUUUGGCCUGCCCAGGCGGUACAUUAUCGCCAUUCUCUCAGGCCUGGGAUUCUGCAUCUCUUUUGGUAUCCGCUGCAACCUGGGCGUGGCCAUUGUGAGCAUGGUCAAUGACCAUACUGUCUACAAGGGCAAUAAAGAAGUGCUCGUGGCUGCACAGUUCACCUGGGACCCAGAGACGGUGGGGAUGAUCCAUGGCUCCUUCUUUUGGGGCUACAUAGUCACACAGAUCCCGGGCGGCUUUAUAUGUCAAAAAUUUGCAGCCAACAGGGUGUUUGGCUUCGCCAUAGUGGCCACAUCCACUCUCAACAUGCUGAUUCCAUCUGCAGCUCGCUGCCAUUACAGCUGCGUCAUACUUGUCAGGAUAUGCCAAGGCCUUGUUGAGGGUGUAUCAUACCCAGCCUGCCAUGGGAUUUGGGCUAAAUGGGCACCACCUCUUGAGAGAAGCCGUUUAGCCACAACAGCCUUUUGUGGAUCCUAUGCAGGGGCGGUGGUGGCGAUGCCGCUCGCUGGGAUACUGGUGCAAUACACUGGGUGGUCUUCUGUAUUUUACGUCUAUGGCACCUUUGGAAUAUUUUGGUAUUUGUUCUGGAUUCUGGUGUCAUAUGAGAGCCCCGCAGUCCAUCCCACCAUCACGCCAGAGGAGAGGAAAUACAUUGAAGACGCAAUCGGAGAGUCAGCAUCUUUCCUAGAUCCCCUUCAUAAAUUCAAAACCCCUUGGAGACACUUCUUCACCUCUAUGCCAGUUUAUGCUAUUAUUGUGGCCAACUUCUGCAGGAGCUGGACCUUCUACCUGCUGCUCAUCAGCCAGCCUGCCUACUUUGAAGAAGUCUUUGGCUUUGAGAUAAGCAAAGUGGGUAUGGUAUCUGCUUUGCCCCAUCUGGUGAUGACAAUCAUUGUGCCUAUCGGAGGCCAGUUGGCUGACUACCUGAGAACCCACAACCUGAUGACCACCACCAACGUCAGAAAACUCAUGAACUGUGGAGGUUUUGGAAUGGAGGCCACUCUACUUCUGGUGGUGGGCUAUUCUCACACAAAGGGUAUGGCCAUUUCUUUCCUGGUUCUAGCUGUGGGGUUCAGUGGAUUUGCAAUCUCAGGGUUUAAUGUCAAUCACUUGGAUAUCGCCCCCCGAUAUGCCAGCAUACUGAUGGGCAUUUCAAAUGGAGUGGGGACAUUAUCAGGAAUGGUGUGUCCUCUAAUCGUGGGUGCCAUGACGAAGCACAAGACUCGUGAAGAGUGGCAGUACGUCUUCCUCAUAGCUUCCGUCGUUCAUUAUGGAGGAGUGAUUUUCUACGGUCUGUUUGCAUCGGGAGAGAAACAGCCGUGGGCGGAUAUAGAGGACACCAGUGAGGAGAAGUGCGGUAUAAUCGAUGAGGAUGAGCUGGCCAAUGAAACAGAGGAGAUGUACCACGGAGGAGGGCAGUAUGGGGCUAUGGGCCAGCCGGUGGUCGGUUCGAAUGGAGGAGGCGCGGGGGGUGGAGGAGGUGGCGCUGGAUGGGUGACAGACUGGGAUAAGUCUGAGGAGUAUGUGCAGCCACCUGGACGCAAUUCAUACAUGUACGGGGGAGAGAAGGAGAAAGAACUGACAUAAAAAGAACCACACGUGAUAGAAGUGUAAAAAAUAAAAAAAAUAAUGAAGGAAGAUUGUUUUGGGGAAAGGGAUUGUGAGUCACUGCUGUACUGAAGGGGCCUGUUGUGUGCUUUUGUACAUUAUUUGCAACAGCACAUAUCAAGAGUAUGCAUCCAAAUGGUUCCAUUGUGAGUGUAUCCUUGAGUGUGUACGUGUGUGGGUGUGUGUGUGGGUG